Molecule: messenger RNA, 987 nt
Organism: Talaromyces marneffei
Lineage: Eukaryota; Fungi; Ascomycota; Eurotiomycetes; Eurotiales; Trichocomaceae
Exons: 3
Coding region: 1-987 (328 amino acids)
Biological process (GO): iron-sulfur cluster assembly; mitochondrial respiratory chain complex I assembly
Cellular component (GO): mitochondrion
Molecular function (GO): ATP-dependent FeS chaperone activity; ATP binding; 4 iron, 4 sulfur cluster binding
Source: RefSeq, a predicted model, not a curated record
AUGUGCCUGCGGCGUUUCUUUUCCACUGUCCGUGCUCUACAACAUGAGAAUCCUCUAGGACUACCACAAUCAGGAACGCCUCCAACGUUUAAAAGCCGCCGCGGCCUACCCCAAAAACGCAGAAUCCGUGAUGUCGCAAAAGUUGUCGCAGUGUCUUCGGCCAAAGGCGGGGUGGGAAAAUCAACAAUUGCUGUGAAUUUAGCACUCGCUCUAGCCCGUCGAGGUAUUCGCACUGGUAUCCUCGACACCGACAUCUUCGGACCAUCGAUACCCACUCUUUUAAAUCUUCACGGUGAACCACGCCUCGACAGCAACAAUUGCCUCAUCCCCUUGACAAACUACGGACUAAAAUCCAUGUCAAUGGGAUAUCUCCUCCCUCAAGCCUCGUCCUCUACUACCUCCGAUAACGAACUCACCCCUUCCUCUCUUCCACCUAUGGACACAACACCUAUAAGCUGGCGCGGCCUAAUGGUCACAAAAGCAAUGCAACAGCUCCUUCACUCCGUAUCCUGGGGCCCCCUCGACAUCCUAAUCCUCGACCUCCCGCCCGGAACAGGCGAUGUCCAACUCACAAUCGGCCAAGAAAUCAUCCUCGACGGCGCCGUGAUCGUCUCAACACCACAGGACAUCGCCCUUCGCGACGCAGUCCGCGGAUUCGGAAUGUUUCAAAAGAUGAACGUACCCGUACUAGGUAUGGUUCAAAACAUGGCAUUCUUUGCGUGCCCGAAUUGCGGGCAUGAGACGAAGAUAUUCUCCCAUUCACAUUCGCAUGCUGCUGACGCCGCGGGUGGUGUUGUGGCGCAGUGCCAGAGACUGGGUAUUGAGUUUUUGGGCGAUAUACCUCUUGAUGCGAGAGUGUGUGAGGAUGCAGAUCGGGGGAUGCCGACUGUUGUUGCGGAAGAAGGGGAUCCGAAUAGUGCGCGGAGGAAAGCGUUUAUGAGGAUAGCGGAGAAGGUUGCCAAGGGGGUGGGGAUAGAAUGGGCGUAA